GGAACUUUGACGCAAUUUGCAAAUGGCCGUGAAAAGGAUUGAGCUCGAGGGUGUAUGAAAUACUAAAUGGUGGACGAGUCCGUGAUAAAAACUUGUGAAUAAAUACUAGUUCAGUGUAGUGUUGUUAGAAAGAUACAAGAUGUGCCAAAAGGAUAGGAUCCAGUCUUAAUAGUGGUGUAGAAAGCGCCUGAAAACCGCUGGAGGAUAAAUCGAAGAGAUUUGCUUAUUGGGGUCGGAAGGUGUGCGGCGCGCGCAGGUCUAGCAAGUUUUGAAGUUUGGACUCGAGUGCUGCAUCAUGAAUGAGUUGGACAGUCUGCGCCAGGAGGCGGAAACCUUGAAGAAUGCCAUCCGGGAUGCCCGCAAGGCGGCGUGCGACACGUCGCUGGCGCAGGCCACCGCUAACCUGGAUCCCAUAGGACGGAUCCAGAUGAGGACUCGGAGGACUCUCAGGGGUCACCUCGCCAAGAUCUACGCCAUGCACUGGGGCAGCGACUCGAGGAACCUAGUGUCAGCCAGCCAGGACGGUAAAUUGAUCGUAUGGGACAGUCACACCACCAACAAGGUCCACGCCAUACCACUGAGGUCCUCGUGGGUCAUGACCUGCGCCUACGCACCAUCGGGAUCCUACGUCGCCUGCGGGGGUCUAGACAACAUAUGCUCCAUCUACAGCCUGAAGACCCGCGAGGGCAACGUGCGCGUGUCCCGCGAGCUGCCAGGACACUCGGGCUACCUGUCGUGCUGCCGCUUCCUGGAUGAUAACCAGAUACUCACCAGCUCCGGGGAUAUGACCUGCGCCCUGUGGGACAUAGAGACGGGGCAGCAGUGCGGCCAGUUCACGGGACACACGGGUGACGUCAUGUCGCUGUCCCUGGCUCCCGACCAGCGCACCUUCGUGUCGGGGGCCUGCGACGCCUCCGCCAAACUCUGGGACAUACGCGACUGCCAGUGCAAGCAGACCUUCCCGGGGCACGAGAGCGACAUCAACGCUGUCACUUUCUUCCCGUCCGGGUUCGCGUUCGCCACCGGCUCGGACGACGCCACCUGCCGCAUGUUCGACAUCCGGGCGGACCAGGAGCUGGCCAUGUACUCGCACGACAACAUCAUCUGCGGCAUCACCAGCGUCGCCUUCUCCAAGUCCGGCCGCCUGCUGCUGGCUGGCUACGACGACUUCAACUGCAACGUCUGGGACUCCAUGAAGAGCGAGCGCGCCGGUAUUCUGGCCGGUCACGACAACCGCGUGUCCUGCCUGGGCGUGACGGAGAACGGCAUGGCCGUGGCGACCGGCUCGUGGGACUCGUUCCUGCGCAUAUGGAACUAAACGGCCGGCGACCGCCCCGUGUGCGCCGGCCCUCACCCCGACCAUCCACAGAACACGUUCACGUAUCGCUCAAAUAAAGCACGGCGCACACCGAGCGUCUCCACCGCACAAACAUGGCGCCAUUCUUUUUAUUACUUUAUUUAUAUUAUAUACAUUUGUUUGUAACCGGAGGCGUAUGCUUUUCUAUGCGUUUGUUUUAGCCGUUCUCGUGCCCGGCGCGGAGUGCAGGCGGCGCCGCGAUCCGUGAUCCGCUCGGCCGAUCCGCAUUUGAACUGAACCACGUUCAUUGCUUAUUUAUUGUAUACAUAGGUUUCUAAAGCAUUUAAAUCAAUAAGUAUAUAUAGUUAGGUGUGAGAGAUGUGUGCACUCUUGUUUACGAUAUAUUUAUAUGUGUAAUGUAUAAUAGCGUAGUCUGCGGGGCUUCGGCGUCCGGCGAAUGCUGGCCACUUACGUUUCUUACUCUCGGUAAGUCCGAUCGAGGCGACCGCGUCUGUCGCAUGCGAUCGCCUGUACGUGCACUCGGCUCUGUCUGAACUAAUACUAAACUUAUAUCUUUUCAGAUAUGAACGCAUCGCACAAACAUGUGACAGUUCAUUAAUUAUCCUGUUAACUAAAGAACCAAAUAUUAUUAUUAUUAUAAUCAAUAUGUAACUUAUGGGACGGUGAUUAUGUUCGCUGUGUCACUAAACCUGGGCUAACGUUAAUGCGGGAUCCCUGUCGUCUCCGAACUCGAGUUCACUGGCAAGUAGUGUUUCAGGGUUGCCACGUGCUCUACUCAUGGAAUUUUAAAUAGAUAUAAGGCGUAGGACGAUUUAUACUUCGACGUUUACAAUACAUAUACUGGUAAUUGAAUAUUUGUCUCGUAUAUAUAUAUCUAUAUAUAUAUUGUAUCCUUCCUACUGCUAAGUGUUUAUUGAUGUAAACUGUUGUUUGAUACAGGUGAUUGAGAUUCAAAUAAAAGUUACGAUUUCCAUUCAAGACUAAGUUAUUUCACCGUACACUGUAAUUAUAAAUCCAUGUUGUACCCCAUCGGCUUGCACGUUCACGACACGUCACACGGAAAUAGUACUUACUCCUCACUUAACGAUGUUUUUUAUUCUUCUCCACGUGCGAGCAUCGGAUAUCAAUGUCGGAGGCGGAGUCCGCGCCUCAGUCUCGACUCCGCGUUAGUGUAAGCUAGGUAUAGGAGUGUAAUCGUUAGCGGUGUAACUUCAACAUCUGUUGCUGUUUAAACAACAUUUUCGUUGGUCAGUCUCGAUGCAACCUGUCACAGUAUUCGUUCCGAUUAGGCACAGAUGUAUGUAGGGUUUUUUGGCUUCUUCAUAGUCGAUGGUCGUCGCGCUGCUGUUAUUUUAAUUUAUAUGAUAUAGCCCUUUGUCUAGAUAGGUUAGGUGCGGGGAAAAUUCACGUCUAGGAACAAAGAGAUGCAUGCUUCGUAUCGCCUGUGUCCGCAUUUCCGACGGUUUUAUUAUAUGUUUUUGUGACAUUACUAAAGACAAAGGUUUAAAAUUAAGGCAUAUCAGACGGUCACAACAAAAGUUUUGUAUGUAACUAUUAACCCCCCCCAAAUUAAAUUUUCAUUUUCCCUUUACUAUCACCAUUGAGCAAAUAGAUUUACAUUACGCAUGAAUAUAUUUGUCUUGUAAGGAUGUUUCGCAUUAUGGAUGUUGUUUUAUCUGUCCAAUUCGAAGAAGUGUCAGAAAUGGCGGGAAAAUUUUUAUCACGCACAAAGGCUACAUACAACGCAUAAAGCCAUGACGUUGGACAGAUAAAAAUAAAUAGUUCUGGUCUGCUAGGAUUACGUCUAGGUUAUAAGACUUUUUUAAAAAUAAAAUUGUUUUCUACUGUAAUGGCUUCUUUUCAGAUCGAUGUAUGAUAAACUUACGAUAUAGCUAUAAUAUAUAUGAUAUUUAAUGGAUAGAUUUAUGGCUCUGUUUCCGUUUAUAUUUUGUAUUUAGACCAAUUUUUCUCACUUUUACAUCACGGUAUUGCAUUGGACUGCCAUAAUUUAACAGUAAAGUAUGAAUUAUAUAAGAAAAAAUAUGGGGGAAGUAUGUCUACAGGAUUGUUAGAACGGAGGCGAAUGGUUAUUUAUCUUAAGUAGAGGGUUAGCGAGGAUGUGUACCAUGAGAUGUCGGCGAGCGAUUUCGAACUCUACGACCCCCGAAAAGCGAAACAGAUUCCUUUGACAUUUAUUGUACAAGAAAUUGUAUAAGUUAAAUAUUAUUUGCUAGUCCACGUCUUGAUAUGUUUAAAAAAAUAUUAUUCAUAGCGGUGUAAUACUAAUUAUAAUGUAUUGUGUAAAAAUAUGUUUUUUUUUAGUUAUUAUUAUCAAUAAAUUAAAAAAUUGUUUAUUUUAA
Danaus plexippus (monarch butterfly) is the source of this 3678-nucleotide messenger RNA. RefSeq names its product guanine nucleotide-binding protein G(I)/G(S)/G(T) subunit beta-1 (gene Gbeta13F). Gene Ontology annotation, cellular component: heterotrimeric G-protein complex; cytoplasm. The transcript is spliced from 8 exons. NCBI's taxonomy places the organism in Eukaryota, Metazoa, Arthropoda, Insecta, Lepidoptera, Nymphalidae. The coding region runs from base 296 to 1318 and encodes 340 amino acids. The record is from RefSeq and is a predicted model, not a curated record. Gene Ontology annotation, biological process: G protein-coupled receptor signaling pathway. Gene Ontology annotation, molecular function: protein binding; signaling receptor complex adaptor activity.